Messenger RNA from Coregonus sp. 'balchen', 1390 nucleotides. The record is from the annotation of a GenBank genome assembly. Lineage: Eukaryota; Metazoa; Chordata; Actinopteri; Salmoniformes; Salmonidae.
AUGCUCGUGGUGAGGUGCAGUUUGAGAAGAACUCCGGUGAAACAUUUACUGGACUGUCAUUCGUCUUGGGGCUCGAACUACAUUGGGGUGCAACACAGGUAAUUACACGGUCAAUCUUUUAACUGACAACUGAAAGUUGUUUACAAUGCAUGCAUCUGUUACCAUAGCCCAAGAUCCCUUUUGAAUUGGUAAUUCUAAGAUGAAACUACUUCAUGCCUCUGUUUUCAUUCAAUAAUUCAUUUUCUGUCAAGGUUUACAGUACUAGUGUCACUGACUUGUAAAUGUAGGUCAAUUAGUAAUGUUCAGCUAUUAUAACUAGUCACAUAUUUUUGACCCCUUGUUACACUAACAUUAACCCUUUACAUGCUUGACGUCAUCUAAACUCAAGUGUGUCUUUCUUUCCAGGAUGUCAUCAUCGCCUCAUCCAGUGGCAGCGGUGUGCCAGGUGACCGCAACCCCUGACAAGGAGGCCAACUUCACCGCCUGCAAGCGAUUGGUGCAGGCGGCAAAAGAGGGUGGAGCCAGCAUGGUUUUCCUACCUGAGGGGUUUGACUACAUCGGCUCUAGUCGAGAGGAGACCCUGAAUAUGUCUGAGAGGCUAACGGGAGACGUGAUCUCACGCUACACCCUGCUGGCCAAGUGAGUACUACUAGUACUAGCCACAGAGUGUGGUUGUCUAUUCUAUUCAUUUCUAUUACAUCCUAGUCUAAUAAUAAUUCUGGAAUGGGGAGACUUAAUCGCACUUGUUUUGUUAUUGAUUAGUGCUUUUGCAGUUAAUCCUCAUCUGUCCUUUCUUAGGAAGCUGAGCGUGUGGCUCUCUCUUGGAGGGUUUCAUGAGAGAGGGCAUGACUGGGAGAUGGACAGGCGAAUCUACAACAGCCACAUCAUCAUCAAUGAAAAGGGUAUUAACAUACAAACACACACACACACACAUACACACACACACAAAUACUGAAGUGCUGACACUUUCUCUUAACCCUACAGGUGAUAUAGUGUCCGUAUACAGGAAGUCCCACUUGUUUGAUGUGGAGCUGCCAGGAAGAGGUGUGUCCUUAAAAGAGAGUGCCUUCACCAUACCUGGAUCCAGCCUCAUUCCUCCAGUCCAAACUCCCAUUGGCAAGGUCAUUCUAUGAUUCCACCAAUCUAGCUCUCAUUGAAUUGUUAUUGCAACUAACCUCCAUCUUUUUACACCAGAUUCUAUGAUCUACCACCCCAGCAUUAUUCACCAGCGUUCUGUCACUGUAUUGUGUUCCAGGUGGGACUGGGUAUCUGUUAUGACCUGAGGUUCCCUGAGCUGUCAUUGAGUCUGCUGCGACAGGGGGCGGAGAUUCUGACCUACCCGUCAGCGUUCACUGUGGCCACAGGAGCUGCCCAUUGGGAGGUGGGAUAA